GCCCCGGGUACGUCUCCGCCACCCGCGCUCGCACGCAUGGUGCGUGGUGACGUCGCGGAGGCUAGGGCGCCAUCCCGGAAGCGCGAGCAAGGCCGCCAGAUGUGCAGGCAGCGGAGGAGGAGGAAGAGAUGGACGCCCCGGACUCGGCCUCAAGGGUCUUCUGCAGCCGCAUCCUGAGCAUGGUGAACGUGGACGACGUCAACGCCAUCAUCCUGGCCCAGAAGAACAUGCUGGACCGCUUUGAGAAGACCAACGAGAUGCUGCUAAACUUCAACAACCUGUCGAGUGCCCGCCUGCAGCAGAUGACUGAGCGCUUCCUACACCACACGAGGACCCUGGUGGAGAUGAAGCGGGACCUGGACAGCAUCUUCCGCAGGAUCAGGACGCUGAAAGGGAAGCUGGCCAGGCAGCACCCAGAGGCCUUCAGCCACAUCCCAGAGGCAUCCCUCCUGGAGGACGAGGAUGAAGACCCCAUCCCGCCUAGUACCACAACAACCAUUGCCACCUCAGAACAAAGCACGGGCUCAUGUGACACCAGCCCCGACACCGUCUCGCCCUCCCUCAGCCCCGGCUUCGAGGACCUGUCCCACGUCCGGCCUGGCUCCCCUGCCAUCAAUGGCCGCAGCCAGACGGACGACGAGGAGAUGCUGGGCGAGUAGCCCUGCUCCCAGGGGUCUCAGGGCAGUGGCAGCACCCCCAGGUGCCUGAGGUGGCAGUGGGUAACCCUGCCUCAAGAUCGUCAGCUUUGCCAUGAUAGUCUGUCAUCCAGGGCUCCAGGGGGACAAGCUCCUUUCGGGGGUAGUCAAAGUGCUGGGGGGUUUGUUCUUCUCACUCCUCCCUCACCGAGAACACCUCUCCUCUGCAGACCCCUCUGCUGGGCCGGGGGCCAUCAGCGCAGCUGGAGUUGUUGGACUGGGCACAAGGGAGCUUUUCCAGAUGAGGCCUGAGGUCUGCUCUGAUCAACACUCCAAGGUUCCCAGAGACCAGAGCCAGAUGUCCCCUGCCCCAGCACCCUGCUCAGGACCUCCUGAAGGUGGACAAGCACUGUCCUGUCUGAGUUCACCCCAGCCUACCCCCCCCCACACCUACUAAUUCUGGUCUCCCUGCCCCUUCUUCCUAUCAGAGUAUUGAUGAAAGCAUCUCAAGGCAGUUUCUGAGACAGUUGUAGAAGGCUCAAGACAGAGGCUGGCCACCUACUCAGCCGAGCCAGCCUGACAAGGCCUGUUUCUCUGACCAGAGGUGUGCACCCUGAGAGCCCAGCAGGCCUCUCCUGGGGUCUCUGUGGAGCAAGCCAAGCCACCUUGGAAAACAGAGAGUUUAAACAGAAUAUUUUUGUACCCGAUGUUUACAGAUGCUGUUGGGAAGUUAUCAAUAAAAAGACUCUGUUACUAAAAAGGGAAAGAUG
This is a messenger RNA of Ceratotherium simum simum (southern white rhinoceros), 1405 nucleotides long. It is a transcript of the gene KXD1, whose product is annotated as KxDL motif containing 1. The record is from RefSeq and is a predicted model, not a curated record. Gene Ontology annotation, biological process: lysosome localization. NCBI's taxonomy places the organism in Eukaryota, Metazoa, Chordata, Mammalia, Perissodactyla, Rhinocerotidae. Gene Ontology annotation, cellular component: BORC complex.